Molecule: messenger RNA, 222 nt
Organism: Microthlaspi erraticum
Lineage: Eukaryota; Viridiplantae; Streptophyta; Magnoliopsida; Brassicales; Brassicaceae
Source: the annotation of a GenBank genome assembly
AUGGAGACACUAAAACGAAAAGAGAGAGAUGAGAAAGCAAUCGAAUCGAGAAAGAAGCGUGUGAGAAGAAAAGAAAUCGUCAACGCCAAAAACCAGGAGAAACUGUUCCACAUGGCCGUAAACGUGAAGAAAAUAGAAAUCAUGGCGGGACAAGUUCAUAUAAUGAUAAAGAGAGCGAUCAAGAUCAGCAAGACAGAAGAGAAUGACCAUACUCAGGAGUAA